UAUCACAAAACGUUUUUAUCCUUGAAUGAAUAAGAGUUCGGAACUUUCCGGAAGUAGCGGACGGAAAGCAAUAACUUCGAAUUGCUGCUAGGAAACUACAACUUCUCCGUGUUUUUAGCGUUGAUUUUUGGUGGCAAUAGUAUUUUAGAUGAUAGAUUAUGAAAGAGGGAGAUCAAGAUGCAAGCCUUGCUGAUGGCAAGAUUCAGUUUCAGUUAAAUGCCGGAAUGACUGCAACAAGUCAGGCAACCCCGGCCAUGCCCACCUUGCAACCUAUGGCUUUAGGAAAUUUAUCAAUGGCCGGCAUGCAACAGGGAGGAUUCAUCCUUCAGAGCCCAUUUGCUCAGCCUACAGCUGUGAUACCAGCAGUGUCCAAUCCACUACAGAGUAACAUCCAGCUAUCUACAGCGGAUCUACAACAGUUACAGCAACAGAUUCAGCUGCAGAUACAGCAACAACAGUUACAGCAACUUCAACAACAGCAACAGCUUCAACAGCAGACAGCUCAGUCACAAGCUGUAACAGCAUUGCAGAAUCUACAACAACAGGUUGCCCAAUCUCAAGCUGGCACCCAAGCAUUGCAAGCUACACAGUUACCAGCUAUGGCGGGCAUGCAACAGAUACUACUAGUAAACCCUUCACAGUUGACAACCCUUCAACCACAGUUUAUGAUACAACCAACUGCAGGAGUGGGUGGUUUCCUGUUACCGGGACUUACAGCGGCUGUACCAGCGUCACUAUCUCAAUCUGUGACCCCAGUUAAACUGACCACAGUUCAAUCCUUGGCUAACACAAGUGUUACACCAAAUCAACUCAUAUCUACCUCAGCAUCUCAAGCAACAAAUGUUGGAGAGUUGAAGUCAGACAGCCAGAACUCGACGUCAUCUGAUCUCAGUGGGAACAUAUCAACAUCAGGGUUACCUCCCCUUUUAGCACCAGUUAGUAUUCUCAUUUUGUUUUUAUUUUGUUGUUUUAAGUCACACAAAACAUGUUUUACUCAGGGAGACGUAGGUCUUGCUAUGGGGAAGUUAUAUGGCAACGAUUUUAGCCAAACAACAAUAUCUCGCUUUGAGGCAUUAAAUCUCAGUUUUAAAAAUAUGUGUAAAUUAAAACGUUUGCUUAGUAAAUGGUUAGAAGACGCUUAUACGGUCAGUUCCAGUCAGGCGGCUGAAACUGAUGGCGAUGUGGAUCCAAUGACACCGGAAUCAAUCGCCAGACGACGGAAAAAGCGUACAAGCAUCGAGACAACAAUACGCGUCACUCUUGAAAAAAGUUUUCUUAACAAUCCUAAACCGAAUGGGGAAGAAAUAUCAAUAUUGGCUGACAGCUUACACAUGGAAAAGGAAGUUAUACGCGUGUGGUUUUGCAACCGACGGCAAAAAGAAAAACGUAUAAAUCCAUCGACAUCAUUUUCACAAAUGCAGAUGAUUAGUCAGUUUAACGUUGCAACUGCGAAUGGAAAUUCAUCAUCUGUUUCAGGAACCGCAACUUCAGGGUCUGUAUCAUCAUCAUCAGUAACUUUGCAAGGAAUUACCUCCCAGGGACUUAUUCAGGCUAGCUCGCCUUCUAAAGGAUCAAAUUUAUUGACAAUUACACCAUCGAAUUUAUCAAACGUUUUAACAGUGCUGCCAUCUGGUGUUGAUAAAAAAUCAGGUUCAUUAACUCUUCCCACCAGUAUAGCCGGCCAAAGUGUUCUUGUUACAAAUAUUAAUGGUCAAACUUUACUAAAAUCCUGAAAUUUGUGAUGGUUUUAAGCUAGUAAUUUCUCGACUACAAUAAUUAUAUCUGUCUACAUGCUUAAUGACUGGAGUAUAUUCCUUUAUAAUUACAUGUAUUGUGAUUUUCGUUUUAAGAAAAAUUAACAAUAUUAAAUUAUUCAAAUGUUCAAUUCAAUGACAGCUAUAAUGAGCUUAUGAUAAUUUUUCAUGUUUUUAUGAUCAAAUUAUAAGGCCAGUAAAUAUUGAGCUUAUAAAAACAACAGCUUGUAAUUUGUUGUUUUAUCUUCAUGAAAGAAAGAAAAUGUGCUAGAAAAAAUAUUGAGCAUUUAUAAGAUAAAAAUUAGUCAUUGAUAUGUUUCUCUAAAAACCAUUUAACAGUGUGCUGUAUAAUAGGUAGAUAUAUACAUGUAUUUUGAGAUGAGAACCUAGCUUGACAAACCUGUAUUGGAUGAGCCACUUGACAAGUCCUGUAUGGGGUUUUCCAGCUGGGUACAAGUCUAUAUAUAUCCUAUAUUGUACAGAUUUAAAUUUAUACCUACAUUUAUUUUAUCUGACUUUUUGUAGUUUCUUUUUUUCCCAAACCUUUCAUGGAUUUUCCGAACAAUACAUGUAUGUAAAAGAAAUGUUGGACCUUUUGUUCAUGGAGGUUUAAGUCUAUAGCAAACAUUAUGCAAAAUACUUGUGUAUCAUUUAGAUACCAGAAAUACACUGGAUACAAAUACAAAGAAAUUUGUAUGUUCAUGUGCCAUUAAGAAUUCAGUUGAUAGGUUAAGAAAAAUAGAUUUGUUAAAUAAAAUAAAUAAAUAAAAGACAAUUGGUCAAAUAAAAUACAAUACAAAAUACUUGCACAUAUCAUAUAUCUAGAUGUGGCUCAGCACAUAUUUCUUUGUUAGCUAUAUUUUCAUUUCUAAUUUAUUAUGUUUUUUCUUUGACUGAUUUAUUGAAUAAGGCUGUUAAAACUUUACAAAAAGUGUGAUUACAAGAACAUAUUAAUAGAGGUUGACAAAUUAUUGCUGUACUGUUUUUAUACACUGGAAAAAACACAAAUAAUGCAAUAUGAGAGAAAAAUCAUGUCAACAGUGUUGUUUUCUUUAUGCUGAUAUUAUGGUACAUGUAGUUAUAUGCAGAGAGAUUGAUUGAUAUUUUUAAGCCCAUCAGUUAAACUUAAAGGAACGCCACUGAGGUCCAGUAGCCAAAAAUCAUAAAUUUAGAAAUUCCUUCAUAAAAUAACUAGUACACUUAGAAUUGAACACUAUGCAAUCGAUAAUAUAAUAAUAUACUUGGUAUUAAAUUGAUAAGCGAG
Ruditapes philippinarum (Manila clam) is the source of this 3018-nucleotide messenger RNA. Its product is annotated as POU domain, class 2, transcription factor 3L-like. Gene Ontology annotation, biological process: regulation of transcription by RNA polymerase II. NCBI's taxonomy places the organism in Eukaryota, Metazoa, Mollusca, Bivalvia, Venerida, Veneridae. The record is from RefSeq and is a predicted model, not a curated record. Gene Ontology annotation, molecular function: RNA polymerase II cis-regulatory region sequence-specific DNA binding; DNA-binding transcription factor activity, RNA polymerase II-specific.